Molecule: messenger RNA, 747 nt
Organism: Fusarium mangiferae
Lineage: Eukaryota; Fungi; Ascomycota; Sordariomycetes; Hypocreales; Nectriaceae
Exons: 1
Coding region: 1-747 (248 amino acids)
Biological process (GO): secondary metabolite biosynthetic process
Molecular function (GO): acyltransferase activity, transferring groups other than amino-acyl groups
Source: RefSeq, a predicted model, not a curated record
AUGCCAUGUCCACUGCCGUGGGAAGCAAGUACAGGCCACGAGACGAUCUUCAAGUUUCAGAAAGCAAGACUUCGUCAGCUCUCAACCAACCUACAGCGCGAGGGCCACUUCUCAAAACCGCCUUCUAUGUUUGCCUGCCUCGCUACCCUGGCAUGGACGCAGGUGACUAAAGCACGGCAGUUAUGCGAUUUCGAAACGAGCAAACCGGGGAAUCAGGAGCUUUCCAAGGUGAUGAUUCCGGUUAAUUGGAGAAGACGUGCGUUUCCUAACGCUACAAAGACGUUCUUUGGGAAUACUACAGUGCUUCCAAUAGCUAUUCUUCCGGUUCACCAACUCGUACAAGCAGCUGACGGCCACGCAUCAUUGGCUGCUGUAACAAGAAAAAUCCAGGACCUGAUCGACUCGGUUGAUGAGGCUUUCGUGACUCGGCGUUUAAGGAUGAUGGACGCUGUAGAUCCACGCGAUGUUUCCGUUAACUUAAGUCCUGACAAUAGCAGCGACCUAAGUAUAAAUGCUUGGGAAUUUUUCGGUGCUGAUACACAAUGGGAGAUUCCUGGUGUUCCAUCGAGCAGUCCGGAUGCCAUACGACGAGGACGUAGUAGGGUCAGUGGUAACGGUGUUCUCAUACUGCCGUCGCGGCAAGCCUCUGACGACAUGGAAGUCUCAGUCACGUUGCAGAAUAACACUUUGGCUGAGCUAUCACGAGCUGAAGGGUGGAUGAUGUGGGUUCACCGUUCGCCUGUCUAG